Messenger RNA from Ostrea edulis (European flat oyster), 2515 nucleotides. RefSeq lists its product as uncharacterized. The coding region runs from base 169 to 681 and encodes 170 amino acids. The record is from RefSeq and is a predicted model, not a curated record. The transcript is spliced from 4 exons. NCBI's taxonomy places the organism in Eukaryota, Metazoa, Mollusca, Bivalvia, Ostreida, Ostreidae.
UAUUAGUCAAGUUUUAUCUUUUGAUAUCUCGUGCAGAGCAAAACAUGUCAACCCGGAUAUGCAUACACGGUCAUGUAAAACCCCGGAAAGAUAAACAAUUAAUAUUACACCUAUCGAUUUGAUCAUGCAAUACCUUUACACUUGGUACAACUGUCGGCAUGCAGCACAAUGAAUGUCUCUACUAUAACCUCACCAUCAGAGACAGCUGAAGACCUAUCUCUUGACAAGGUGUUGAUUUUUGUCCUGGUGUUUGUGUCCAUGUUGGUGUUAAUCUUCGUUAUAAGCGGGGUGUAUAAAAUCAAAGAGUUUUGUAGAGAGCGGAACACGGACACAGGAAUCUCGGAAGACAUUUUUGAACAUCCACAUAGGGACGCGCCUCCUCCUUACCCCGGGAAGUUGUCUAGAACAGAUGUGAAUUACCUCCCUUCCUACGACUCAGCCGUCCAGAUGUCCACCAUAUUGGAUAUAACAUCUGGGUCUACGAACAGACCAGAGGAGUUACGCACCGACCAAUAUAUAACAGACGGACAGAUUACAACUGUUCCUCCGACAGAUAUGCCUCCAACAACACAAUCCACAUUAGAGACACAAACGACUUGUCAAGAGUCAGUUACACAGACACAAUCCAUAACAGAAGAAAACAUUGUAGGAUAUCAGUCACCAACUGUCUUCACACUGUAGAUUAAAUCAAUCAGAGAAAAAUCCUUCACAGAAAAGAAAAAUGUUCUGAAAAAAGUGUCCAUUUAACUACGCUGGUAAAUAGACAGCGCUAGUUAUGAAAACGAUGUGCUCACCACGUGUCGUUGAUACUAUGUGAUUUUCAAACAAACAAUCCUUUAGCGCUUGCUCUGUUUAUUUUCAAGAAAUCUCUGUACACGUCAAAAAAUAUCGUUCAAACACCAUCGAACCAGCCAUUCUCUCAUCAGAGGACGCGUUACGCAUGCUUCACACAGGGCGACUUCGUUUUGUCGUGUUUGAACUUGGGCUACCGGAUUUGCAAUCGAACGGAGGGUUAUACGUAUUGUGACAAAGGAACCUUAUCCAACUAUCCCUGCCUUCUCCGAGGGCGUGGUAGCAAUAUGUCGGUCUUGUAAUGAUACGCAUGGAUGGCUGCAUGACUAUUUGACAUGGGAGUAAAACUUUACCCUAAACGUAGGCCUACUCGGACCGUACGAACGUACAUGUAAGUCGUUCUUACAGUGCAGCGCCCGUAGUGUACGGAACUCUACGUAGAGAACGCAAGCAUUGGAUAUCUCAGAGUGACUGGUUAGUUUAGUACGAGAUAUUACAGGUCAACCAAUAUUUUCAUUCAGUGUUUCCCGCUCAUUUUCUAUUGAAAUCCAGUUUGUCAUUUGCCACUAUGCAAUGAAGACACAUUUUUGUUUCAAUAUCUAGUUAAACCCGGUUGUGUUGAUAUAUACAAUCCACAAACUGCGAGGCAUUGUUGAAAUGAUCUAUUCUGGUAUAUAUAUUAUAGCCAUUCCUAGCAAAAAAGACCCUUUUAUCUCAUACGUGCGGUGUAUAUUGAAAGUGAGAUAAAGCAUUAGCUUUUUAUCAAACUCCCCGUCGAGGCCUCAUUACGUCACCUACGUACAGACCUCUCCUAUGUGACGCAGCACAACAUACAGAUUUAAUUGUAUAUUGUGAGUCCGCGAUUAUCACGCGGGCAAAUAACAAUAAAGAAGUAGUUUGUAGUUUUAAAAGCUUGAAAAUACUGACAUUAAGAGCAUUAAUAUAAAAGUAUGGAUUUUAUUUUAAACAUAAAAUUAUCAAAAGAUCAUUAAAAGGUAUGGAUACUCUGUUCAAAUUAUAGUGUUUUUAAAAUGUUUACGUUCUUGUUUUGAACUGUUUACGUUUGACGUUAUGGUUUUUUCGUCAUUCAACAGUGACGUCACACAGUAUACGCGGUAUAAGAAUUCGCUAUCCCAUAAUGCCUAACUGGAAGAGAUUGGUUUGUGAGCAAACGAACUCUGGCUGAAGUUUGUAGCUUUAUCACACGCCCGUUUGAUAAAGCACUUCCGGUCCGCACUACUUUUGACACUGUCCCCGCUUGAAUGACAUACAUGUAUUUCCUGUGUUCAUGCAUAUCGACGCAUGAAAUAAAGCAUAUAACUUGUAAUUCUGUAUUUAUUUAGAAUUUCUUUUAAUGCAAGUUACCGGCCAUAAAAAUGUCAACUCGAUCAAUAACUACUCGAAAAUUACGACCAGAAAACAAAAAGAUGUCCACACUAUUAUUAUCGACAAGGAAUCAACCGCCUACUGGACAAGCCUAAUCGAAAGUACCUCGAAUGCUGCAGUACCAAGUAUUCACAAACACACUCUCUUUUCUCUGGAGCCAUAUUGAAUGUAAUAAAUCUCAACAGCUUUACUUACCAGGCCUAAAGUACCUCAGGAUUUCCUCUCGCCCUCAGAUCCAAAGAAACCACGUGAAUAAAAUACGCACAAACACUUUUACUUUUCAUUGUAAACUGUUGAACAUUCUAAUAACGCUACAUUAAAAUAUUACUUUCAUUGA